Oryctolagus cuniculus (rabbit) is the source of this 2104-nucleotide messenger RNA. Lineage: Eukaryota; Metazoa; Chordata; Mammalia; Lagomorpha; Leporidae. The record is from RefSeq and is a predicted model, not a curated record.
CGCUGUCUUUCUGGGUGGCAGACUGGCCGGCUUUCACCGGGAGUGGCUCAGUUGGAGUCCAGCCCGGGGCAGCAGAUAAACCCGUUGGGCGGAGACUGACAGGGGCAGCGAGGAAGGUCGGGAUGGCCCAGCGAGACGGGGCGGCGGAGCCUGGGUGCGCAGCAUGGCCUCGGGGGCGCCCGCAGACCGGCUGCGCGACGAGGCCCGCUGCCCCGUGUGCCUAGACUUCCUGCAGGAGCCGGUCAGCGUGGACUGCGGCCACAGCUUCUGCCGCGCCUGCAUCUCUGAGCUGUGCGAGAAGGCAGAGAGCUCGCGCGGUGGCGUCUACGCCUGCCCGCAGUGCCGCGGCCCCUUCCGGCCCGCGAGCCUCCGGCCCAACCGGCAGCUGGCCGGCCUGGUGGACAGCGUGCGGCGGCUGGGGCUGGCGGCGGUCCCGGCGGGGGCGCGGCGCUGCGCGAGGCACCGGGAGCCACUGAGCCGCUUCUGCGAGGAGGAGCUCCUGGCGCUGUGCUGGGUGUGCGCGGCCGCAGAGCACCGGGGCCACCGCACCGCGCCGCUGCCCGAGGCGGCUGCGCGCUACCAGGUGAAGCUCCAGAGGGCUCUGGAGCAUGUGCGGAAAGAGCUGGAGGAAGCUUUGGUGCAGGAGGCCAACGUGGGGAAGAAGACGGUCAUCUGGAAGGAGAAGGUGGAGAUGCAGAGGCAGCGCUUCCGGCUGGAGUUUGAGAAGCAUCGGGGCUACCUUGCCGUGGAGGAGCAGCUGCAGCUGCGGCGGCUGGAGGAAGAGGAGCCAGGCACGCUGCAGAGGCUGCGGGACAGCAAAAGCCGGCUGGCCCAGCACAACAAGGCCCUGAGGGAGCUGGCUGAGGAGCUGGAGGAGCGGAGCCGGCGCCCGGACCUUGACCUGCUGGAGGGAGUAGGAGGAGCCUUGGGCAGAAGUGAGGCUGUGACUCGCCCGGAGCUGGAGACCAUCCCCCUGGAGCUGAGGACGCUGUGCCGCAUCCCGGGCAUGCGAGACAUGCUGAGGAGGUUCCGGGCUGACGUGAAGCUGGACCCGGCCACGGCGCACCCCAGCCUGCUGCUGACCGCCGACCUCCGCAGCGUGCAGGACGGCGCGCGCCCCAGGGGCGUCCCCGGCAACCCCGAGCGCUUCGACACGUGGCCGUGCGUGCUGGGCCUGCAGGGCUUCUCGUCCGGGCGCCACUACUGGGAGGUCGCCGUGGGCGAGCGCGCCGAGUGGGGCCUGGGCGUGUGCCAAGACGCUGAGCCGCGGGCCGGGGAGAGCACGCCGUCCCCGGAGCACGGGGUCUGGGCCGUGUGGCUGCUGCGCGACGACGAAUACCUGGUGCUGGCCUCGCCGCCCGCGCCUGCCGUGCGCUCGCGCCGGCCACGCCGCGUGGGCGUGUUCCUGGACUACGAGGCGGGAGAAGUGUCCUUCUAUGACGCCGCCGACGGCGCGCACAUCUACUCGUUCCGCCAGCUCUUCGCGGGCAUACUGCGACCCUAUUUCUUCGUGUGCGACCGCACGCCGCUGGUCCUGCAGCCGCUGGGCGACGCCGGGGAGGGAGAGGAGGCGGCCUGAGGCCCGGGGGAGGGCGGGCACUGUCCUUUUCAAGCCCCGGAGCGCCCCGGAACUGUGCGCGGGAGGAGCGCGCGGGGGCGGAAUGGACUCCGCUCCGCAGCGCUCCGCACGUGUCCCGCGGCUUCCUCCCUGCCAGCGGCUAUGUGUAGGCAGACUCUUGCGCCUUCACCUUCACCUCCUUGCUCCCCGGCCCUCUCGUCCCGGGUCUGCGGUCCCUGCGGCUUGGCAGUGGCGCUUCCGCAGCCCCUGGGCGCCACCUUCGGUGCCGGCUCCCUGCGCUGCUCUCCUCCCCGCUGCGCCUUUGCCUAUCCCUCGUUCUCCUCCUUACCGCAGUGGUGUGUUUACCUUGUGGCUUCACACUAACGUUGACCCCCAUGCUCUCCCAAGACAAGGUGUGGACCCCAUGCUCUCCCAAGACAAGGUGUGGACCACUCCCUGCGCCUUCGUGGCCAUCAUACCUGGGCCCAGGUGCCACCCACAUCUCUGUCCCCGCGCCCUCGCAGCUUCCAUAGCUGUGCUCAGGUG